AUGGAUCUUGCAACCACCAUCCCACCUCACUUGGGAAAUCUAUCUUUCCUUGCUUUGCUCGACAUUGGCUAUAAUAAGUUUCAUGGCCCAAUACCCUUUGAGCUAUGUAACUUGCGCCGGCUGAAAUAUAUGUUCUUUCAUAACAACAGUUUUAGUGGGGAAAUUCCAUCAUGGUUUGGUUCCUUCUCUCAACUUGAACUCUUGCGUUUGGAUGGUAACAACUUCUCCGGUGUUAUCCCAUCUUCUCUGGGCAAUUUGUCAAAACUAGAGAAAUUGAGCUUGUCUAGCAAUAAUUUGAAAGGGAAGAUCCCAAUCACAGUUGGAAAUCUUUCAAACUUGGAGGUGCUAUUUUUAAAUGAUAAUCAGCUUUCAGGUCAUCUCCCAUUGGAAAUAUUUGAUCACCUUUCAAAAUUACAAGCACUAAAUUUGACCUGGAAUCAGAUUUCUGGUUCCGUUCCUUCCUCACUCUUCAACCUCUCUUCAUUGCAAUUCAUUUCACUCGGAUUCAACAAGUUCGCUUGUCAUCUCUCAUCGGAUAUGUUUGAUUAUCUUCCUAAUUUACAAUAUCUUGAUUUGCAUCGGAAUCAAUUGGAGGGGACUGUACCUUUAGAAAUUGGGAAUUUGACUUCGCUCCACUAUUUGGAUAUUGGCGGUAACAAAUUUGUAGGUAAGCUAAAAGAUUAG
Theobroma cacao (cacao) is the source of this 684-nucleotide messenger RNA. RefSeq lists its product as uncharacterized. The record is from RefSeq and is a predicted model, not a curated record. Gene Ontology annotation, molecular function: protein binding. Lineage: Eukaryota; Viridiplantae; Streptophyta; Magnoliopsida; Malvales; Malvaceae.